Dichomitus squalens LYAD-421 SS1 is the source of this 918-nucleotide messenger RNA. Its product is annotated as alpha/beta-hydrolase. Bases 1 to 918 code for a protein of 305 amino acids. The record is from RefSeq and is a predicted model, not a curated record. Gene Ontology annotation, biological process: lipid metabolic process. The transcript is spliced from 7 exons. Lineage: Eukaryota; Fungi; Basidiomycota; Agaricomycetes; Polyporales; Polyporaceae.
AUGGCUCGCAGCUCUUGGUUCACUUUCUUGGCUGCCCUUUCCGCCAUCUCCAUCGGCGUGCGAGCCGUCCCUGCCCCGCAUACCCUGACAAUCCGCCAGGAUGCCAUUACACCCCUACCUUCAGCAGAAAUAGCCGCAUUCAAGCCGUAUACGUGGUACGCGAGCACUGCGUACUGCCAUCCCUCGUCCACCAAGGCUUGGAACUGCGGCAAAAACUGCGAUGCAAACCCUACCUUCGUGCCAGUGGAUUCCGGAGGAGACGGCAACGAGACUCAAUUCUGGUAUGUUGGUUAUGAUCCCACGCUCAACGUGGUCAUCGUUGGUCACGAGGGUACGGACGUAACGGAAAUCGCUCCUCCUCUCAUCGACAUGGAUACUUCCCUUGUGCGAUUAGAUGCUAAACUCUUUCCCGGUGCCGACCCAUCCGUUCGUGUCCACGAGGGUUUCGCCGGAACACAAAGCAGAUCAGCCCCUGGAGUAAUAGCCGCUGUGGAGGAGGCACUGUCUCUCCAUCCUACUAGGAAUGUCACCGUCGUGGGACACUCUCUUGGUGCCGCUAUUGCCCUGUUGGAUGCCGUGUCCUUGCCACUUCAUCUGCCUUCGGACGUGUACGUUCGUUACAUCGGAUAUGCAUCGCCUCGGGUUGGCAAUAAAGCUUGGGCCAAUUGGGUCGACUCGUUGCGCAUGGACAUCACCCGCGUCAAUAACAAAGAAGACCCCGUCCCGGCUCUCCCUCCUAUGGAGUUCCUGUACCACCACGUCGGCGGCGAACACCAUAUUAGCGACGACGAUGUUUGGGUCUCUUGCCCAGGCCAGGAUAACCUCAGUGAUCAGUGCAGCACCGGCGCUGUGAACAUAUUUAGAUUCAAUGCUACUCAGCACCUAGGUCCGUACGAUGGAGUGACCAUUCACUGCUAG